Oenanthe melanoleuca is the source of this 2152-nucleotide messenger RNA. RefSeq names its product ciliary microtubule inner protein 1 (gene CIMIP1). The transcript is spliced from 4 exons. The coding region runs from base 298 to 639 and encodes 113 amino acids. NCBI's taxonomy places the organism in Eukaryota, Metazoa, Chordata, Aves, Passeriformes, Muscicapidae. The record is from RefSeq and is a predicted model, not a curated record.
GAGUUCCCCCUGCCGCCAUCUUGUGCGUGCCUGAGGGGCCUCAGGAAAUCAGGGAGUGGGGAUUUUUCUCCUUUUUUCCUGUGGUGCCACCGGAGAGCUUCCCAAGGACGAGAGAAGGGGAUCCUUCUCCUCAGGGAGUGUGUGAGCACUUCCUAACGCUCUACGAAACACGUUCUCGCCCUUCCCGCCCCCUUGUACCCGCCCACAUGAGCUCCUGCCCUUCGCCGCCGUUGCCCCGCAACGCCCGAGUGGCCGCGGCGCCUCAGCCCCGCUGGAGCCCCCCGCGGCCGCGGCGCGAUGGAUCCCGUAGCGCAGGACAAGUACUGGAAAAACCACGUUGAAAAGGAACAAGAUGCUGCUAAAAGAUGGGCUGAGAAAUGGGGAUUUUUGAAAAUACCUCUUGAGGAGUUGAUUGGAGAUGAAAAGAAAGAAGAUGCAAAGCCCAAACUUCAGCUUCCAGAUCACCUGCAGAUUCGACCUGUGACACCUAUAGAAAAAUACAUUAAGGUGCUUCCAUCUCCUCCAGUACCUCAAACUACCCAGGGAUUUAUUGGCUGGAGAUCAAGUGUUCCAGCACUGUCACUCGAACACGAUUUUCAAUUCCAAAGCAGCAAAGGAGCUGUCUGUAGUAACAAGUGACCAUGUGAGCUCUCUGAGUGACAUUAUGAAAUAAAGAGGCACAAAGAUCCAUCUGCAUUCCUAAGGAAAUAUCCAGUAGUGGACUGUUGAUCAUUUCUGCUAUUUAUGUAAAAAUCCAUAAUCAUUUUGGUAAAGUGUGAACAUUUUCAUUUUACUUAAUUGAAUCUAUGGCAUCAAAGCUGUUAACUCUGCUUCAGAGCUUCUGCUUACAAGUUAGAAAUAACAAUGAAUAAACUCAGAUGAAGAUCACAGAGCACGUACUAGUUUUAUUAGCACUAAUAAGACUAUAAUUUAAAAACAUUCAUUGGAAGUUGGAAUGACAGUGCAAAUUUUUAUAAUUGUUUCUCCAUGAGAACCUCUACUCAUAAAAUACACUGGGUUUUGUGUUGGGUGUGCUUUACAGGUAUUUUGUGUAGUUACUCACAUAAGUGAGUAGUUCCCAGUAAAGAAAUAAAGAACACAAGGGCUGCAGUGACACAAAGUCACUUUGAAAAAUCAGUUUUAGUAUGAAAACAGGGUUUUUCCAUUAGUUGAUCAGUAUGCAAAUGGAUUACAAAGAAAUCCUUUGUAUUACUUCAGGUUUGUGUAUACUGGUAUUUGCACCAACCAGGGAGAAAUGCUCAGAGCCAGGAAGUGAUUGCACUGGGAGUUACUGGGGCAGCUCCCUUAGUGCCCUGGAGUUCAGUCCUGCACUUCAUUAUGCACCUGAAGAUUUGCCAGGAUUUCUGGAAACUCAGAAGGACUCACUAAGCUGCAGCAACUGUUUGCAUGAUGGAUUUCUAACUGGGCAAGGUGUUCAAACCACAAGGUUUAAAUAAAAAAGAGCUUCCAAGAAAACAACACAGGCAGCUCCCUCUAUCUCCUCAUCACUUAAAGGAGAAAGGUUUUACUCUUUAACCCUGCUGCAAGAUCUCCUCUGUGUUCUGCAGCCAUCAAUAUCUACUGCUUGAGUCAGCACUAAGUCCUUGGCUUUCACAGCAGUAAGGCAGCAGCCAGUGUUUGUUCUUCCCUUCUUCCCAAGAAAUGACUCACAGUGAUCAACAUCCCACCUUUCAUUUUUUUUACAUCCAUUUCCAAAUGCCCACAAAAUAAUAAUAUUUUACUUUUUUCCAUAUUCUUUACAAAUAAUGGAGAAGUGAGUCAUAUCCUUUGGAAAGAUUACCCAAGAAAGAGAAGUAACUUCAGACACUUUACUUAAAACCAGUAUAAAGAAUAACUUGGAAUCAGACUCUGGAAAUUGAAGUUAAAUUGCAGUUUAGCUACUAACCAUAACCUGUGUACACUGUUCUUUGGACAACCAAGAUAAUUGUAAGAACAAUAUUUAAAUUCAGUGUUCUUUCUUCUCAUUGCCAGGUUUGUGUCUCUUGAUUAUUUUAAUCAUGUGGUAUGUGGUUCUUCAGUUUAUUUUAAGGUCAUAAGAUCUUACUCUUGUCUGGUUUAUAUAAACAGAUAUAAUAAUGAUUAAUAUGUAAUUUAGUAGCAAUUAAAUUGCAUUAAUUUAGGCUAAACAAAA